AUGACUUCUUCUUUGAGGCCUCCAGGACGUCUUUCAAAGAGUAGGGACAAAACCCGAUGGUUUGAGACACUACUUUGUUGGCUGAAUGUGACCUCUUGGAUUCUUGAGUCUACCUGGGUUGGGUGGACAAGGAUGACGGUUCUUUGCAUGAUGGUCCUCAAGGAUGUCAUGUAUGGAACUGGCAUUAUUAGGGCUGCUUUCCACCAGCUGAUCCCAGCUCCUAGCAUAGUGGUUCCCUCUACCUGGGUUCCAUCAGACCAGAAUUCAAACACACAACAAAAAGAGGAUAGGGGAGAAGAGUCAAACAGAAAGGGUUUACAUACUUAUGAGAAUGGUGCACAGACCAAGACAAGAAAGAGCGAGGAUAAUCAGUAUCACCCUUUUCUUGAUGAAGGUGACUACAAGGUAGCUUGGUGGGCAAUCGAGCAAGGGCCAAAUCAAAACGCCCUCAUAGAUUUUUUGUCCAUUGACGAGGUGAACAGUAAACUUGGACUAUCCUACAUUGUGAAACUUGUACCCAAGUUCGGCAUUCACUGGGUCAAGGUCCAUCUUCGCGGUUUGAAUGUCCGGGUGACCUGUGACCUUACCCAAAUAGAUUCACCUGCGGAUCGGACGUGCAACUUGCUUCAGUCUGUCGUGGAUUCGCCUCGCAUAGCGCUGAAUGGUAACGAGUGGAAUUGGAGACUCCGUGGUCUUAAAGCCUGCCAGUCUGUCGUGGAUUCGCCUCACAUAGCGCUGAAUGGUAACGAGUGGAAUUGGAGACUCUGUGGUCUUAAAGCCUGCCAGAGCAAACUGCCGCCUUCUGUUCGACGUGAGAUCACACGGUUACUCAGGAUCCCAACUUCAAUGCAACCAACCAUCCCAUCUCGAACUCUGCCUGUCGCGCAGCUACUCGACAUCAAUAUUUGUGCAUCGCUGGACUGUGAUCUUAGCCCAGACACCAUCAUUUUCUCAACAAACCCCCCUCUCCUCAGCCUUCCCAACGAUUUCACGGCAUGGUCAAUUCUCCUGCUCCAUUGCGUCACUCAGCUCCUCGAUCAGUUCGGUCAGGCUUGGUUUAAUGGUCACACUUCAGUCAUCCAUCCACUUUCCCCAAUAUUUCACCUUCCAUUCUGGGUUCUUUCAUACUGGAGGGACAUCUCAUGUGCCCUGGAGGCUCGUCUCACCUGGAUAUUGGCCCAUGAUUGGGUUCUUCAGAGGCUUGAGGAUGAAGAGGACACAGGCCGUGGUGCUUCCAAGUCAGUAGUUGUAGAUGAGGUUCUAGAUUCGCUUGAGCGUUUUCCAUGGGAUGUUGACUUGAAGGGGUUUGGUGCUCAGACCAGUCUUCGCACACCAGAGCUUCUCCCUCUACUUGCUGACAUGAUGGUCAAUGGUCGUGUACUUGAUGCUCUUAUUGCCGCUAUCAAUGAUCGUGUGGAUGAACACAAUGAUACUGCUGUCGAGACACUUGAUUUUUCAAAUAUAUUGUUCCUGGGUGACAUGCGGUGGUCAAAGUAUCAUUUCGACAAAGCCUUUACUCGGCUGCAUUACCUCGGAGACUCGCUUCACGAUGGCACCAUACAGCACGUCAUUUUCCCUGUCAAUGUUGCCAAUGUCCAUUGGGCCAUCGUUAGCAUGGAUGCUAGCACACGGAUGAUCUUGUACGGCGACUCACUUGGAUGGUCCAUGCCUAGUUCAUAUGUUGAUGCUAUCCACCGCUGGUUGAAAAACCACGGUUUCGCACCAUUCGGCAAAGGAUCCUUGUCUCAUGGGGAGCAGACAGACUCCUUUUCAUGUGCAAUCGCGGCUCUCAAUACCAUCAAGUACGCUGUCUUCAGACACCACCCGCUGUUUACCGAUGACUCAAAAUAUUGUCUUCGCAUGGAGGAGUUUUUGAUGUUGACAAAGAGCCACUUCGAGUCCGGUACCAGCAACAAGCCCCUCCCCUCCGCCAACAACAUCUAG
Molecule: messenger RNA, 1944 nt
Organism: Suillus paluster
Lineage: Eukaryota; Fungi; Basidiomycota; Agaricomycetes; Boletales; Suillaceae
Exons: 10
Coding region: 1-1944 (647 amino acids)
Biological process (GO): proteolysis
Molecular function (GO): cysteine-type peptidase activity
Source: RefSeq, a predicted model, not a curated record